Molecule: messenger RNA, 1401 nt
Organism: Stylonychia lemnae
Lineage: Eukaryota; Ciliophora; Spirotrichea; Sporadotrichida; Oxytrichidae
Source: the annotation of a GenBank genome assembly
AUGAUUCCAGAUAUUAUAAACAUUUAAUUACUUGGAGUAUAUGCUUCAACUGAAGAAGUCAAUGCUGUGGGAUUAUCAACUGCUCUCCUUAAUUUAAUGCCAUUUUCCAUAAUGGCUGGAACGAAUGGUGCCUUAGAAACAUUUUUGAAUUAAUGUCAUGGUUCAAAAUAAUACAGUCUUGCAGGUUAAUAUUUAAACACUGCUAGAAUUAUACUUAUUUCUGCAUUCCUACCGCUUUCGUUAAUUCUAUGGUUUAGCGAUUCAAUUUUGAUAUUUUUCAAGCAAGAUUUUAUUACAUCAAAUCUAGCUAACACUUACCUUCAGAUUCUUAUUCCUGGAUUACUGUUUCAGUUCUUAUUUGAUAUCUAGAAAAGAUUGCUCUAAGCCUUUAAGCUCUAAAAAUAUUUAAUGCUAAUAACACUUUUUACUUCAUUUACACAUUACAUUACAGCAAGAGUUUUGAUAGAAUAUUAUGAUAUGGGAAUUAUUGGAGCUGCGAUUGCUACAUCAUCAACAUAUAUAAUAAAUUACAUUCUUUCUAUGGUGCUAACCUAUUUUUAACCAGUUGUAUCUUUAACUUCAAUUGGAGUGUCAAUUGAUGGACAUAAAUUUCGCACUCUGAUAAAAGUUGGAUUUUAUAAUUUUAUGAUGGGUAGUUUUAAAUUUUGGAGUUAUUAAUACAUCAUAUUGCUCUCAGCAUAUAUUGGGAUGAUUGAGUAAACUGUUUUAAUUACACUAUUCAUGAUUAAUAAUCUACUACUAUCAUUAGCUAUCGGAGUUUCGACAUCUUUCAGUCAGCUAAUUGGUAGCAGUAUUGGUGGAAAGAGAUAUAACACUGCCAAAAACUAUGUUGUAUUUGUAUACUAACUUUACUUGCCUAUAUCUUUGUUUAUGUUUUUAAUUAUUUUUAUUGGUAAAGGAAAAAUUGUGCAAAUGCUUUCUAAAGAUGAAAUCUUUAUUGAAAAAAUGCUCUAAUUUAUAGAUUUAAUGAUUAUCGCAUUGUUACUUGAUUAUCUUUCAAUGUUUUAAAUGGGUAUUAUUAGAGGAAUAGGAUUAUAUUAAAAAUCAGUUAUUGCUUAUUUCUUUGGAUUUGCAAUCUUAUUAUCUCCGUUAGCUACACUUCAACUUUUGAUUUUUAAUCAAGGCUAGCAAGGAAUUUGGACUUCAUUAAUUGCAACUUUUGUUUUUAUAAACAUUUGUUAUGCUCUAAUUAUAUGGGGUCUUAAUUUCAGGUUCUAAUUUUAUGACGGAAAUAAUACUAUUAAACUUGAAAAAUAAGUAAAGUGUCAAUAGUAAUAAUCGACAUAAAAUAUUGAUGAAAAUGGAAAUAAUCAAUUUUUGUUAAUUGCAAAUCAUACUGAUUCACUUGUAAAAAAAGAUAAUAUUUAAUCAAUUAAUUGA